Molecule: messenger RNA, 1482 nt
Organism: Diplodia corticola
Lineage: Eukaryota; Fungi; Ascomycota; Dothideomycetes; Botryosphaeriales; Botryosphaeriaceae
Product: alternative sulfate transporter
Exons: 9
Coding region: 1-1482 (493 amino acids)
Biological process (GO): transmembrane transport
Cellular component (GO): membrane
Molecular function (GO): transmembrane transporter activity
Source: RefSeq, a predicted model, not a curated record
AUGGAGUCAAAAAUCCCUGAUGUCGAGGAGCAUCCCUCGCGCUUCUACAACAGUGAGAAACCCGACAGCUCGGCCUCUUCGGAUGGCCAGCCCGACUGGACGGAUGAGGAGGAGAAGAAGCUGGUCCGCAAGAUCGAUCUGAUCUUGAUGCCCCUUCUUAUUCUCCCAUUCAUUGCUCUUCAGCUCGACCGGGGCAACAUGGGCAACGCAGUGACCGACGGCUUCAUGGAAGACGUAGGGAUCAACCAGGCUCAGUACAAUGUUGGUCAGCAGCUGCUGUCUGCAGGAAUCGUCGUUUUGGAGAUCCCGUCCAACCUUGUCUUGUAUCGCCUUGGCCCGCAGGUGUGGAUAAGCUUCCAGAUCUUCGCCUGGGGCCUCGUGGCCACUUUUCAGGCAUUCCAAAAAGGCCUCGGAGCCUAUCUGGCUACCAGGCUCCUGCUUGGGUUGAUGGAGGCUGGCUUCAUCCCUGCCUCUCUCUAUGCCAUCACAACGUGGUACAAGACGAAAGAGAUGAGCGUACGUUUCGCCAUCUUCUUCUUCGGCAACUACGUUGCGCAAGCCGCCUCGGGAUUGAUUGCCUACGGCGUCCUUCACAUGCGUGGAGUGGCUGGUUUGACAGGCUGGCAGUGGUUGUUCCUUAUUGAGGGCAUGUACACGGUCGUGGCCGGGGCCAUCUACAUGGCAUUUUACCCCAAGAGCCGAGACGAUCCAGUUCCCUUCACGCGCAUCACGUACUUCAACGAGAGAGAAAAGCACAUCAUCGCACAGCGAGUCAUUUUGGACGACCCGAGCAAGGCCACUGGAGCGCGGAAGACGAUUUCGAUGGAAGAGCUGAGAUGGGCUCUGUCGGACUGGACGAUUUACCCUCACUGCCUCCUUACUAUCGCUGCGCUCGCGCCAUCAUCGACGUACAGUGCCUAUGGACCCAAGCAGAUCAUCUCUUUCGGCUACGAGAAGCUCCAGAGCAACGCACUCUACUCGAUUGGUCUUUGGAUACAACUCUUCACUUCUCUGGGAUUCAGCUUUUGGGCUGACAAGCUCAAGAAGAGAGGCAUUCCCGUCGGCACCGCCCUUGCCCUGUGGUGGGGCUUCAACCUUGGUGCGUUGGUUGUGCGCUACUCGGACAAUCACGGCAAGAGACUUGCUAUGAUGAUCAUGGCCCUGGCCUUCUCCAACAUCUGGCACCCCUUGAACAGCUCGUGGCUUGCCAUCAAUGCACGGUCUCCGGCGGACCGGAGCAUCAAGAUGGCAUGCAUCGUCAUGUCGGCCAACUUGGCUGGUAUCAUCGGUAGCCAGAUCUUCCAGCCAUCCGACUCGCCUACCUACACCGUCGGUCGCACCGUCAACGUGAUACUGAUAUCUGUCGCGUUGUUCUUCUGCUUGUUGCAGAACGGGGUGUAUCGCGUGCUGAAUCUUCGCAACAAGCAGAAGAUCAAAGCCGGCAAGGCCGAGGAGAACGAAGUCCGGAAAUAUAUGCUGUGA